Messenger RNA from Sclerotinia sclerotiorum 1980 UF-70, 1050 nucleotides. RefSeq lists its product with no specific name. Bases 1 to 1050 code for a protein of 349 amino acids. Lineage: Eukaryota; Fungi; Ascomycota; Leotiomycetes; Helotiales; Sclerotiniaceae. The record is from RefSeq and is a predicted model, not a curated record. The transcript has 3 exons.
AUGCCUUCACGAGUAUCAAUAAGGAAACAAUUCCUCUUGUUCUGUUCUUUCUCUUUACCUUUAUUAGCAUCAGCUUCAACAACAGAUACACCAACAGCAUGUUACGUUAUCAAUGGACAACAUAAUGCCGAUGCAGGAUAUAGAUGUGAUAAUUCAACAACGGGUCAUAGUACAUGCUGUCAAGCUGGUGCUAUAUGUUUUUCAAAUGGUGUUUGUCAACAGGCAAAUGGAAAUGUUCAAGAUUAUUUAAGAGUAGGAUGUACAGAUCCUACAUGGAAAGAUCCAGCUUGUUUAAAUCAAUGUACUACUUAUGCUAGACGUUCAACUGCCGGUAUAAGAUUUUGUAAUGGAGCUAUUACAUCAACAACAGAAUACUGUUGUGAUACGGGGGCCUAUGGAGUAGGAAGUUUUGCUUGUUGCGAAAAUGACUCAGAUAUCUUCAAUAUCUCACCUGUUGCCACAGUGCUAGCCCAAAUUCCCUUUACCUACACCUCAUCAUCAACAUCGUUCACAUCAUCUACCUCAUCCACAUCUACCUCAUCCACAUCUACCUCGUCAAUAUCUUCCACAUCCACCUCUUCAAUUUCAACUUCCAUUACAACAUCCGGUUCAGACAUGGCCACAACCUCAACCGCCUCUCAAACAUCUGCUGCACCACUUCCCUCUGUAACCUCAGCGUCCUCUAGAAACGCGGCCGCCAUCGGAGCCGGCGUCGCCAUUCCAUGUGCUAUCAUUGCUCUCGCUAUUUUGGGAUGGCUUCUCUGGAGAAGAAGGCGCGCGCAAAAAGCAAAAUCUGAUCAAAUCCUUAAAAAUAAUGAAGCAGGAUUCUCAGCACAAGGAUAUCCGAUUACAGAAGGAGCAUAUAACACACAAGCACAAGGAGGAUAUUCUCCAAGUGAAAUUGGAACGGGAUAUGAUAGGGGAUAUUUGGGAGAGGCCGGUGGGAUCGGGUUUGCAGAUAAGAAGGGUUAUUUUGCGCCGCUGCCGACUGAGAUGGAUACGGAGAGGACGGUGCAUGAAAUGGACGGAGGACAUUUUGGGGGAAGAUAA